Scheffersomyces coipomensis is the source of this 1098-nucleotide messenger RNA. It is a transcript of the gene SAS2, whose product is annotated as Sas2p. The transcript has a single exon. NCBI's taxonomy places the organism in Eukaryota, Fungi, Ascomycota, Pichiomycetes, Serinales, Debaryomycetaceae. The coding region runs from base 1 to 1098 and encodes 365 amino acids. Gene Ontology annotation, biological process: positive regulation of transcription by RNA polymerase II; negative regulation of DNA-templated transcription. The record is from RefSeq and is a predicted model, not a curated record. Gene Ontology annotation, cellular component: chromatin; MSL complex. Gene Ontology annotation, molecular function: transcription coregulator activity; histone H4K16 acetyltransferase activity.
AUGGAAAAGGCUUGCAUGAGUGAUGCCAAGUCUACUGGAUCCGAGCCAAAUGGCAAAGGGAAGAAUAAGAAGGAUGCCAAUGCCUUUUAUGGGAUGUUAGAUACUCCCAAUAUCAAAGAAGUUACGUUUGGAAAAUACACUUUUAAUACGUGGUAUGGAAAUGCAGCUUAUUUCAAUAGUCAAGAUUUCAAUCAUUCAGCAUUAGGAUAUGAAUAUAGUAACAUGAUAGCGGCUGAUCCAACUUUAAGAAGAAAAUCUCGAGGUUCAAUCACAACUAAUGGUGAUGAAAGUCAACAAGAUAAUUUCUGGUUAGAUCAUUUAUUCGUUUGUGAAUUCUGCUUUAAAUACACAUCUACUUAUAAUGACUUUCAAAAACAUCGAAUAGGAUGUACUCAUAAUGUGAUAAAACCUAAAGUUGGGAAAUUGGUCUAUCGAGAUGAUGUGACUCCAUACUAUAUACGAGAGGUAAAAGGGUAUAUGCAACCAUUAUUCUGUCAAAAUCUAUGUUUAUUUGGAAAAUUAUUCUUAGAUGAUAAAUCAGUCUAUUAUAACAUUGAUCAUUUCAAUUUCUACAUAAUAUAUGGUUAUGACUAUAGUGAUAUUGGAGAUGAAGAACGAUAUUGCAAACCAAUGGGAUUCUUUUCCAAAGAACGUUUGGCAUACGAUAAUGAUAAUAACUUAGCUUGCAUUUGUAUAUUCCCACCUUUUCAAAGGCGACAUUUGGGAUCAUUAUUGAUUGAAUUCCUGUAUGAAUUAGCCAAAGAAACUCCUGGUCAAUACUAUAGUGGCCCUGAAUUCCCCUUAUCUCCAUUUGGGAAAGUCUCCUAUUAUACUUAUUGGUCUCGAAAAUUAGUAUCUGUCAUACAUUCUCAUUUAAAAGAUGAAAAUUCAACCUUCACUCUACGUGACUUAUCACAAUGGACACGAUUCAGAAAAGAAGAUAUCCUACUUACCUUAGAAUACAUGAAACUAUUACAGCAAGAUCAAGAUGGUAAUGUGACACUUUUAUUAGGAAACUUAGACAUUUUCUGUAAAGAACAUAAUAUAGACCCACUUCAAGAGAAAAGCAUGAUUAAAACUGAUUGCCUAUUGAUUUAA